AUGGCAACAACAGAACCACUCGUCGAAGGCUCCACGGCAGAGGAAGUGGCGGCGGUGCCAGGUCCUGCACCGGAGGUAGGGUUAAAGCACAAACUUGAAAGAAGAUGGACUUUCUGGUUCGAUAACCAAUCCAAACCUAAACAAGGCGCUGCCUGGGGAACCACUCUUCGCAAAGUUUACACCUUCGAUACCGUUGAAGAGUUCUGGUGUUUGCAUGAUCAGAUAUUCAAGCCUAGCAAGUUGCCUGGCAAUGCUGAUUUUCACUUGUUCAAGGACGGGGUUGAACCAAAGUGGGAAGAUCCGGAGUGUGCUAGUGGAGGGAAGUGGACUCUUACUAGCAAAGGGAAGGGCAAUCUUGAUACGAUGUGGCUCGAAACUUUGAUGGCUUUGAUUGGGGAGCAAUUUGGAGAUUCCGAGGAUAUUUGUGGUGUGGUUGCGAGUGUACGCCAGUGGCAGGAUAAACUUUCGUUGUGGACAAAAACGGCAGCAAAUGAGUCUGUCCAGAUGAGCAUCGGAAGGAAGUGGAAGGAAAUCAUUGAUGUUAGCGACAAGAUGACAUAUAACUCUCAUGAAGAUGCUAAAACUCGAGGUGCGAAGGCUCGAUACACUGUGUAA
Molecule: messenger RNA, 615 nt
Organism: Lathyrus sativus (Indian pea)
Lineage: Eukaryota; Viridiplantae; Streptophyta; Magnoliopsida; Fabales; Fabaceae
Source: the annotation of a GenBank genome assembly